UGAAAUGUAUAACACUAGUGUAACCAUUUCCAUGGGACUAAGAACAUACCAAAAUGGGAGUUUCUACAUGUCAACCUUCGAUGUAGAUUUUUCACCGAAAGAAAUUAAGGUUUCCCUAGAACACCUUCUAGGAGGUGGCUCCCUGGGUGCAACAGUUCAGGAUUUCCUACAGGACGCCGCCCAGCAGAUCCUCGCCCGGAGUCGUCCCCAAAUUAAGGAAGACCUACGCAGGACCGUCAUCUCCGCAGCCAAUCCAAGACUAGUCGUUCUAAAUGGCGUUUCCGACCUAGUAAGCUUUUUUGUAAAGUUUAGCAACGUCCCUGCGAAUACUUGUUGAUGAAUCGUAAACUAUUUUUGUCCUUACAUAAGGAACCGAUAGCUCCAGUGAAAUAGUAUUAGUAAUGUUUUAAUCUUUCACGUAGUAUUGCUCAGUUAU
Macrosteles quadrilineatus (aster leafhopper) is the source of this 436-nucleotide messenger RNA. RefSeq lists its product as uncharacterized. Lineage: Eukaryota; Metazoa; Arthropoda; Insecta; Hemiptera; Cicadellidae. Bases 5 to 337 code for a protein of 110 amino acids. The record is from RefSeq and is a predicted model, not a curated record. The transcript has 2 exons.